UAAUAAUUAUAAAUAAAUAAAUAUAAUAAAAUCAUGUAUUCUAUUUGCAAGACCAUACACCCGGCAACUGGAGUCGAGCACUCGAUCACGUGUAAUUUUUUCAAUCGGUCAGAAAAAUGCCUCGUGGUAGCCGGUGCGAAUGUGAUCAGAGUAUUCAAACUGAUACCGGACAUCGAUCCUGUGAAAAAGGAUAAAAUAUAUGAAACUCGAGCACCAAAAAUGAAACUGGAAUGUUUGGCCCAGUAUACUCUUAAUGGGAAUAUCAUGUCACUGCAGGCCGUAACACUAAUGGGGUCACAACGUGACUCUUUGCUUCUGAGUACCCGUGACGCGAAGCUGUCAAUAGUAGAAUACGAUCCUGAAACCCAUGAUCUACGUACGGUAUCGCUCCACUACUUUGAAGAAGAAGAAAUGAGAGACGGGUGGACAAAUCAUCACCAUAUACCCAUGGUCCGGGUUGAUCCUGAAGGUAGAUGUGCUGUCAUGUUGGUGUACGGUAGGAAAUUAGUCGUCUUGCCGUUCAGAAAAGACCCAACACUUGAUGACGGCGAUUUACUGGAGAAUUCUAAAGUAAAUGCUGCCAGUAAAACACCUAUUCUUUCAUCUUACAUGAUCGUUUUGAAGACUCUUGAUGAAAAAAUAGACAAUAUCAUUGAUUUACAAUUUCUUCAUGGGUAUUAUGAACCCACGCUGCUGAUGCUGUAUGAGCCAGUAAGAACUUUUGCUGGAAGAAUUGCAGUAAGACAAGACACGUGUGCGAUGGUCGCAAUAUCCCUAAACAUUCAGGAAAAAGUUCAUCCAGUUAUUUGGUCUGUUUGUAAUUUACCUUUUGAUUGUUGUCAGGCUGUUCCUGUGAAGAAACCUCUCGGAGGGACGCUGAUAAUGGCGGUUAAUUCUUUGAUCUAUCUCAAUCAAAGCAUCCCACCUUACGGAGUAUCGCUAAAUAGUCUUGCUGAAUGCAGUACUAAUUUUCCAUUGAAGCCGCAGGAAGGCGUUAAGAUGAGUCUGGAAGGCGCGCAAGUUGCUUUUAUAUCAACAGACCGGCUGGUAAUUUCAGUGAAAAGCGGAGAAUUGUAUGUCUUGUCUUUGUUUGCUGAUAGUAUGAGAUCUGUACGUGGGUUUCAUUUUGACAAAGCCGCUGCUAGUGUACUUACGACGUGUGUCUGUUUAUGCGAGGAAAGUUAUUUGUUUCUUGGUUCACGUUUAGGUAAUUCUUUGCUGCUACGGUUCACAGAAAAAGAAUCAGAGAACUUGCAAAAUUCCGAUGACGUUACGAUUAUAAAUGAAAGUGAAGAAGCGCCAGCGAAAAAACAAAAUUUUUUGGGCGACUGGAUGGCCUCGGAUGUGUCGGAAAUAAAAGAUCCAGAAGAACUUGAAGUAUAUGGAAAUGAAACUCAAACUUCUAUGCAAAUUACGUCGUAUAGUUUUGAAGUAUGUGAUAGUUUACUUAACAUUGGACCAUGUGGUAACAUUUCAAUGGGUGAGACAGCAUUUUUAUCUCCCGAAUUUUCUCAAAAUGUUGAUGUUGAUGUGGAACUUGUUACUACUUCGGGAUAUGGAAAGAACGGAGCGCUCUGCAUACUCCAACGUUCAAUAAGACCCCAAGUUAUCACGACAUUUGAAUUACCCGGUUGCCGAGAUAUGUGGACCGUAAUUGGGCCGCCGUCUUAUGACCAACAAAACCGAGAAAUUGAAAUAAUUCAUAAAUUUCUUAUUUUAAGUCACAGAGACUCGACAAUGAUCCUGCAAACUGGACAAGAAAUCAACGAAGUUGACCAAAGCGGGUUCAGUACCCAGAGUACGACAGUAUUUGCUGGUAAUCUUGGCAACAAUCGUUACAUUGUUCAGGUAAAUCCAAUGGGAGUUCGUUUAAUGCAGGGAACUAAUCAAAUUCAACAUAUGCCGCUUGAUUUAGGGUGUCCUAUUAUUUAUGCAAGUUGUGCUGAUCCCUAUGUUGUUUUACUCGCAGAAGAUGGACAAGUUAUACUGCUAACUCUUCGUGAAGUUCGUGGAUCACCUCGACUUCAUGCUGAUCCAGCGAAUUUACUCUUUCGUCCGCAGAUUGAUACACUCUGUGCUUACAGAGACGUCAGCGGUCUCUUUACGACUCAACUUCCUGACGAGGAGCCAGAAGCUCCAGAAGAAAAUAAAGACCCUGAGGAUUCAUCAGCAGCUAUGGUGGUUGACAACGAAGAUGAUCUACUUUACGGAGAUGUUCCUGCAUUCCAAAUGCCUCCAAUUUUGCCUGUCAAAGCACCCGAAGCACCAACUAAAAAAAAUCCAUGGUGGCAAAAAUAUAUGCAAGACAUAAAACCAACAUACUGGCUUCUAGUUUACCGGGACAGCGGCACACUAGAAAUUUAUUCACUGCCAGAUUUACAUUUGUCUUAUUUAAUACGUAAUUUCGGUCUCGGUCAGUCCGUUUUACACGACAGCAUGGAGUCCACGAAUAUUCUUUCGUCGUCAAUAAAUGAACUACCAAAUCCCGAGUCUCAAGUCCGUGAGAUAUUGAUGGUAGCACUUGGACAUCAUGGCAAUCGGCCGAUGCUACUGGUACGUUUGGAUAACGAGAUACAAAUGUAUCAGGCAUACAGGUAUCCAAAGGGUUAUCUUAAACUACGUUUUAAAAGACUGGAACACGAUAUUAUUCCCGGACAGACAUUUAUGAAACCAAAAGAAGAAGAUAUGAGACACGGUGAUGAAAUCCGCAGCUCAAUGAUGAGAUACUUCAGCAACAUCGCUGGCUACAAUGGAGUUUUUCUCUGUGGAGAUUAUCCUCACUGGAUAUUUCUAACAAGUCGUGGUGAACUGAGAACACACCCAAUGAGUAUUGAUGGCCCUAUAAGAUCAUUUGCUGCUUUCAAUAACGUAAAUUGUCCUCAGGGAUUUUUGCAUUUCAAUCGUAAAAAUGAGCUGAGGAUAUGCGUGCUACCAACUCACUUAUCUUACGACGCACCCUGGCCUGUAAGAAAAGUUCCUUUACGUUGCACACCCCAUUUUGUUACCUAUCACGCUGAAAGUAAAACUUAUUGUGUCAUUACCAGUACAUCCGAACCGUUAAAAAGUUACUACAGAUUCAAUGGCGAGGACAAAGAGUUCACUGAAGAAGAGAGACCUGACAGAUUUCUGUAUCCUAUUCAAGAACAAUUCAGUAUCGUACUUUUUUCACCGGUGUCUUGGGAAACAAUUCCCAAUACGAGAAUUGAACUAGAGCCAUGGGAGCACGUUACGUGUUUGAAAAAUGUCGCGCUGGCUUACGAAGGAACCAGGUCUGGACUCAAAGGUUACAUUGUCUUAGGAACAAAUUAUAAUUACGGAGAAGACAUCACCAGUCGUGGACGCAUACUGAUAUUUGAUAUCAUUGAAGUUGUACCUGAACCCGGACAACCUCUCACUAAAAAUAGAUUCAAACGAAUUUACGCAAAAGAACAAAAAGGUCCGAUCACUGCCAUCACUCAGGUUUCAGGUUUUCUGGUCUCAGCAGUAGGGCAGAAGAUUUACAUAUGGCAGCUUAAGGAAAGUGAUCUGAUUGGAGUUGCAUUCAUCGAUACCCAAAUAUACAUUCAUCAGAUGAUCAGCAUCAAGAGCUUGAUAAUAAUCGCUGAUGUCUACAAGUCAAUAAGUUUGUUGAGGUUCCAAGAGGAGUAUCGGACACUGUCAUUAGUCAGCAGAGAUUUCCGUCCUGCUGAAAUUUUCUCACUUGAGUAUUUGAUCGACAAUACCAACCUCGGGUUCUUGGUUUCCGAUGGAGAAAAUAAUUUAGCAUUAUUUAUGUACCAACCAGAGUCUAGGGAAAGUCUUGGCGGACAAAAACUAAUCAGAAAAGCAGACUUUCAUCUCGGACAAAAAGUAAACACAUUUUUCAGAAUUAAAUGCAGGACAACGGACAUAGCUGGCCAGAAAAAAGAAUUUGCUGGUGCUGAGAAUAGACAUGUUACUAUGUUUGCUACACUAGACGGCGCUCUUGGAUACGUUCUUCCAGUGCCGGAAAAAGCCUACAGACAUUUAUUGAUGUUACAAAACGUCCUGGUGACUCAUAUACAACACACUGGUGCAUUAAAUCCAAAAUCUUUUCGUACUUACAAAAGUUACGUACGAAUGCAAGGGAAUCCAGCACGUGGUAUAAUUGAUGGUGAUCUCGUUUGGAAAUAUCUACAACUUCCAAAUAAUGAGAAAGCAGAAAUAGCUAAAAAAAUUGGCACACGUAUGCCAGAAGUGAUUGAAGAUAUUCUUGAAAUAGACCGACAAACUGCGCAUUUUUAAUUUUAAGCGUCAAUUGUUUUAUUAACAAACGAUAAAUAAUUUUAUUUAUAAUUAUUGUAAUUAAACGUAUCAAAUAAAUUUCUCAUAGUAUUUUUAUAUUUAAUUAUAAGUACUAGGAAAUAAAGUGUAAAAUACUAG
Molecule: messenger RNA, 4401 nt
Organism: Microplitis mediator
Lineage: Eukaryota; Metazoa; Arthropoda; Insecta; Hymenoptera; Braconidae
Gene: CPSF1
Product: cleavage and polyadenylation specificity factor subunit 1
Exons: 2
Coding region: 34-4263 (1409 amino acids)
Cellular component (GO): nucleus; mRNA cleavage and polyadenylation specificity factor complex
Molecular function (GO): nucleic acid binding; protein binding
Source: RefSeq, a predicted model, not a curated record